Molecule: messenger RNA, 306 nt
Organism: Acaulospora colombiana
Lineage: Eukaryota; Fungi; Glomeromycota; Glomeromycetes; Diversisporales; Acaulosporaceae
Source: the annotation of a GenBank genome assembly
AUGGAAAAUGUUCUUCUCACAACGACUCCCGGUGCCUUCAUAUCUUCUCAACCUCCAACACCGGAUGUUGUAUCAGAGAUUGACCGAGAAGAAUUUUCCUUUCUUCCUCAUAUUAUACAAAUCCUCGAAAAGGUGGAGACGGGUAAAAAUGAACAGGAAAUAAAAAAUAUGAAGGCGAGGAAACUUAAAGAGAAAUUUCGGCGGUGUCAACAAAUUUUACACGAGUUGCCGGGUGCCGACUUAUCAAGAGAAGAACAAGAACAAAUCUUGCGAAAAGAGAAACAAUUACUGGACCAGAAAAGGUGA